Molecule: messenger RNA, 538 nt
Organism: Glossina fuscipes
Lineage: Eukaryota; Metazoa; Arthropoda; Insecta; Diptera; Glossinidae
Product: thymidylate kinase-like
Exons: 1
Coding region: 16-516 (166 amino acids)
Biological process (GO): dUDP biosynthetic process; dTDP biosynthetic process; dTTP biosynthetic process
Cellular component (GO): cytoplasm; mitochondrion; nucleus
Molecular function (GO): dTMP kinase activity
Source: RefSeq, a predicted model, not a curated record
GUUGCGGUCAAACGAAUGGCGUUUCCGGAAUGUAAAUCAAAUAUUUGUCAAACAAUUAAUGCUUAUUUUACUAACAAAAAGCAGAUAUCCGACGAAGCUAUUCAUCUCUUGUUCACAGCAAAUCGUUGGGAAUUUCAAAACGAGGUGAAAGAAUUACUUUUAUCUGGAACAUCGCUGAUUGUAGAUCGCUACUUGUAUUAUGGUGUUGCCUAUAGUAACAGCCAAAAGUCUUUGAUUGGUGUUUGGCAUCCAAAAAGGGUUAUCGUCUUCUAUAUGAAAAUGAAUAGCAUUGAUGGUUUGUUAGAACGCGGCAAUUUCGGCGAUGUACGUUAUGAAAAGAAAGAAUUCAAAAUAAAAGUUUCAAAUGCUUUUGAAGACAUUUACGCAAAAGAAACGCACUAUUGGCACGAAAUUGAUGCAGAAUUACCUGGCGAUGAUGUGCACAAAGAGACAGUAAAGCGAACUGAGUGCUUCUUGAAAAUUCGGACCGUUAAAACUUUGGAAUGUAUGAAAUGAGUAAAAAAAUAUCUAAUUUAAA